Molecule: messenger RNA, 1669 nt
Organism: Branchiostoma belcheri (Belcher's lancelet)
Lineage: Eukaryota; Metazoa; Chordata; Leptocardii; Amphioxiformes; Branchiostomatidae
Product: gonadotropin-releasing hormone receptor-like
Exons: 3
Coding region: 131-1669 (512 amino acids)
Biological process (GO): G protein-coupled receptor signaling pathway
Cellular component (GO): membrane
Molecular function (GO): peptide binding; vasopressin receptor activity
Source: RefSeq, a predicted model, not a curated record
GAGACACUGUGGGCAGUCCUUGGUCGUCAGGUCAGGUUCAAGGUGGCCGUGAGUCAAAGGAGAUGUGGACUCCUGGACCAAGCCGCCACAGCCUCCGCCCAAGACCAGCGACAAGUUCAUCCCGUCAGCUAUGAACACGACGCUGAACGUCACGGGCGCCGGCUGGGACCCGCACCACUUCCCACCGGACAUCGACGGUCAGAACUUCACGGCGUCCGCGGGCGCCGUCGUCUGGACCGGGCCGGUCAUCCAGCGGGUCGCCACCAUCAUCGUCCUGAUGAUCAUGACCCUGGUGGGCAACUGUCUCAUCAUCGUGGUUCUCACGUGUAGCUCGGCCAAGAAGAGGUUCAGCAGAGUCAACUUCUUCAUCCUCCACCUGGCUAUCGGCGACCUGCUGGUGUGUGUCGUCACCAUGAGCACGGAGAUCAUGUUCGUGGCGUUCGGGCAGUGGGUGCUCGGGGAGGCCCUCUGCAAGCUCAUCGUCUACGGACAGAUCGUCACGCUAGCCAGCACCACCUUCAUCCUCAUCGCGCUCAGUUUCGACCGCUACAUCGCCAUCACGCGUCCGUUAAACAUCAACAAGAACUCGACCACCGCGGCGAAGAAGACCAUAGCGUUGGCGUGGUUCCUGGCCUUCCUCUUCGCCGUGCCGCAGCUCUUCAUAUUCGUGCAGGUGGAGCGGCCAGCGCCCGACGGGACGCUGAAGUACGCCUGUGUCAGCCAGGGGUACUCGUCGGAGUGGCAGCGGAAGGUUUACGUGACGUGGCUGGCCAUCUACGUGCUGGUGUGCCCCUCCAGCAUCAUAACGUACUGCUACAUCAAGAUCAUCCAGACCGUCUGGAGAACCGCGUCCGGCAAGGACAUCGAGCGGGACCUGCGCCGGACCGGCUGCAAAACCAUCUCCAGAGCAAAAGUUAAGACGAUCAAGAUGACCCUCUGCAUCAUCAUCGGGUUCGUGACGUGCUGGACGCCGUACUUCGUCGUCACGCUGUACGAGGUGUUCACCGGCAGUAAGCUUCCCGAGGUGGCGUACGUCAUCGCCGAGACCAUGGCCCUCUUCAACUCCACCUUCAACCCCAUCGUGUACGGCUGCUUCAGCCUCAACCUCAAGCAGGGACUGAUCGAGAUCUUCUGUCCCAAGAAGCUGAAGGGAAAGAAACGGAGAAAAGCCACUCCGCUUCUGACGGACGACGUUAUGUUAACUCACAACAGAUCCUCCCAGCUCCGCAGUAGACUACAGAAGAAACUGAGAAAUAAGAAGAACCGGGAGAUGUCGAUAGCGAGUAAGUACGUCUCCUCGACACCGGCCGUGAAGACGGCACCGGAAGUGAUUGAACUGAACAAACGGAAGCAAUCGACAGCUAACGGGGAGAAUGUUGCCAAGGUGCCGCGAAUCUUCAUCAACUGCGACUCUGUUUCCCAGGAGUCAGAAGACAAACAGCGCGUUCAUCAGGCAACCAUAGAACAGAAACCCAGGCCAGAAGUUGUGGCGGUGACGGUGGAUUACCUCCGGGUCAUCCAAAACGUGCUGGAACUGGAGUCUUCAGAGUUUAUCAGCACGUUUGGGGAGACACACGACGAGGGCAGGACGGGCUUAGAUGUUCCCGGCACCGGGCCUGACACGUCCGACCUGUCUGACACGUACCGGGAAUACGAAUCAACCUGUUAG